Puntigrus tetrazona (Sumatra barb) is the source of this 3173-nucleotide messenger RNA. RefSeq names its product gap junction protein, alpha 11 (gene gja11). The coding region runs from base 1779 to 2675 and encodes 298 amino acids. The transcript is spliced from 2 exons. Gene Ontology annotation, cellular component: connexin complex. Lineage: Eukaryota; Metazoa; Chordata; Actinopteri; Cypriniformes; Cyprinidae. Gene Ontology annotation, biological process: cell communication. The record is from RefSeq and is a predicted model, not a curated record.
AUAUAUAUAUAUAUAGUUGUUUUAUGAUUGAUGAUGACAUUUUUAUUUACUACUGCUUUUUCUUUAACCCAUUCUUUAUGCACUUUUCAUAUAUUUAGAAAAAGGUUUUGUAAAUGAAUUAUUUAUUUUUGAUUUUUAGUAUACCGUAGAUAUGCAUUGCAUCAUUGUAUCGCCAGCGUUCGGUUACUGCAGUGUAUCUCAUUUAGUUGUUGCAACUAUUAUCAAUAAAAAGCACUAAUGUUUAUACAAUACUUUUUUUUUUUUUAUUUAAAGAUUCUGAUAUAGUCCUAGUUAACUGACAUGCAUUUUAAUACUGCGUGAAAGCGUUUGAUUUAUAGCGGCGUUUAAUUGUUUUGUAAUAGGUCAAAUCGACGUUGCUAAAUUAUUUUAUGAUCGAUAAAAGGUCCAAGAUUUCUGUGUGUCGUCAGCAAGGCUGGAGUUUAUACAGUCCGUUUGCCCCAGUAAUGCUGACGGCAAGUAUUAUCUUUAAAGUGUAGAUAAAGUCAAAUGUUGUGUCUCUGCUGCCAAGAACAAAUAAUGCACUUUAACAUAAGUAACGCUUUAUUGUUGUUCCGCUACGAGUGGACAUACUAGUUGAAUGAAACGUCUCGGAGGACCACAGUGCUACAUUAUUCAACAUAAAUAUGUUGUUGUCUAAGUAUACAUAUACUAUAACAGUUGACUAUGCAUACACAAAAUGACAAACUGUACUAGUGCUUCACAUAAAUAUUGUGCAGUUAACACUUGCGCUAUCUUUUGAAGUGUUUGUAAAAGUGUCUGGCGCAUAUAAAGAGCCGCUCUCUGCACUAUAAAUACGGUCAUCGAGGAGUCUUUGUGCAGUGUUUGCUGCCUUUCAGAGUCUCAUUUCACGGAUCUGAGGGUUACAGCCCUCCUGGCUGGCUGCUGCCAUGCCCACAAGUGUAUGCCAGCCAUGCUCUUUAAACUCUGGGCAUCUCUCACCGAACCACGGGCCAAUAGAUUUUCUGGUGCAUAUAAAGUGCGUUACCACAGAUGGUUUUUCCAGCCCACUCACCUGUGUGCAGUUCACUCAGAAAGGUUUCUUUUUGAAAAGGGUUCUUUUUUGACGGGUUUUUAUGUGGUGCAUGGUUAGGGGUGGGGGGAUUAGAUGUUGCUGAGGUAAGGUUGCGGUGGAUGUGGUUUCAGAAGGUGAUUGCAGUUGAGGGCUCUCACAGCCUUGGGGGAAUAAGCUGAGAGAGGUAGCGUCUACCUGAUGACAGAGCUGGAAGAGAUUGUGGGAUGGAUGGAUGGGGUCGCUAUGCAAUGAAAGGUUAACCUAGCGUUAACCUUUAGCGUGAAUAGGAUGUUUCUUCAGCGAUGGAUCCUUCAGGAAAGAGUCGAAACUGAAGUACAGUGUGGAGAAUAAAAUUAUUUUCAAUUUAAAAUUUAAAAAUCACUUUUUGGGGGGCAGGACGGACUGGCAAGCAACGGAGUAUGCUUAGGAAACAAUUUUGAGAACGAAUAUAGAUGUGACGUACAGUGUGCAAAACCAGAGCGUUUAUAUAGUGCAUGUCAUAUAAACCCAUUCGAACAUAUUCGCACUAAAUCUUCCGCUUCCAGAUGUCAAGGCUGGAAAAAAAAAACGGUUUGAGAACACACACUGAUAAUGUCAUAAUCUUUGUUUUGUUACAGAAGUUGCCUCUUCAAUAUGAAGAGGAAGGUUAGAGGAAACCUGUUAUACACAUGUCCCUGGAUCCCUCACUGAGCGGGUGAAACUUCAGCUCCGACUUCUUAAACUUGGAUUUCGAUUAACUUUCAAAAUGGGAGAUUGGGAUUUUCUCGGAAGACUGCUGGAUAGAGUCCAGGCGCACUCAACGGUGGUGGGAAAAAUCUGGCUCACCGUCCUGUUUGUGUUUCGGAUUCUAGUCCUCGGCGCCGGUGCCGAAAGAGUGUGGGGCGACGAGCAGUCGGACUUCAUCUGCAACUCGGAGCAGCCCGGGUGCGAGAACGUCUGCUACGACCAGGCGUUCCCCAUCUCGCACGUGCGCUUCUGGGUGCUGCAGAUCAUCUCGGUGUCGACGCCUACUCUGGCCUACCUGGGCCACGUCGUCCACGUCAUCCAUGUCGAAAAGAAAGUGAGAGAAAUGAUGAAGAAAGAGCUCCAGAAUGAGCAAAUCAGUCUGUUCCUGAAGAAAGUCUACAAACUCCCCAAGUACAGCAGGGACAAUGGGAAGGUCAACCUUCGGGGGCGUCUCUUGAGAAGCUACAUUCUGAGUUUGCUUUGCAAGAUACUUUUAGAGGUGGGUUUCAUCUUAGGACAGUACUACCUUUAUGGCUUCACUCUCGAGGCCCAGUACGUCUGUGCCCGCUUUCCGUGUCCUCACAAGGUGGACUGUUUCUUGUCGAGGCCUACCGAGAAAAGCAUCUUCAUUUGGUUCAUGCUGGUGGUGGCCUGCGUCUCCCUGCUCUUAAACGUGGUUGAGAUCUUUUAUCUUUCUGUUAAGAAGAUCAACGAGUGUCUCAGUCGCAAAAAGGACUACACCAUCACUCCCGUGACCCCCGUCGCGAGCAGGAAGGACUUCAAAACUACAGAUCAGGUGAUUCAGAACUGGAUGAACCGUGAGGCGGAGCUUCAGAAGAGGGAACUUGGCAAUGAGGCAACCAAGAGCGUGGCUUCAGAAAACCACAGCGUUGACAUGCAAGAGAUCCAUAUCUGAUCAGCGGGGCUCUGUACACAAAGGCUUUCGCACGAUCGACUCGAGCAAACAGCCACUGAACCAAGAGACUCGUGCACGGUCGAGACCCCCCGACUUCAAGCGCGCCGUGGCUCUCUCUCUGUUUAACGAAUCGAUAAUGUAUCGCUGAAAACUCUUAUCUGUUUUUGUUUGUUCGUUUUUCUCAUUUAAGUCUGAAACUGGGCUCAGGUUCAGCAGAAGUAAAGCUUCAAACUGUGUCAUGGAAAGUGUGUUUUGGAUUUUUCUUCGUUCUCUAUUUUAGCGUACCUUCAAAGACAAUGAAUAUUUAGUAGCCCUUACUACAGUCAGAAAUCAUUCUAAUACGCCGAUUACUGUCAAUGUCGAAAACAGCUUAAUAUUUUUCUGGAUUCAUAUUUUUAAUGAUAUGAUAAACAGAAAGCAUUACUUGAAAUGUAACAUAUAAUAUAAUGCCUUUACUUCAAUGCAUGGUUCAAUGCAUCCUCGUGGAAUAAAAGCAUU